AUGAAUUUUAAAAUAAUUUCAUUAUUAUUAACCUGGAAUUUUUUGUUAAUAAAUGCAAAGAGAGAUUCUUUGGAGGAGGAUGACUCUCGUGCUAGAGAAUUAAGAAAUAAAGAAAAUAAUCGAAAUCGAACUACUUUUAAUGGAACCUUGACUGAUCUGCCAGAAAGAAGAUAUUUGAGACACAGAAAUAGCUCAAAAUUUCGUAGCGACAGGCGAAGAUUUUGGGAGAGAGAGCAUGAAAUUAGACGAGAAAGAAGAAGAGGGUCUGAUGGUUACUCAUCAGAAGAAUAUGUAUCCAAUCGUACCGAUCCCUAUGGCAAAAGAGAUGAAAAAACUCGUAAAGCGGAAAAACACUGGAUGAAGAAUAAUUCCGAUAAAUUAAUUGAUAGAAAGAAACAGAGUAACCAAAGUAAACCCGAUAGAUCAGUGCCAGUCAGAGAAAAUACAACCAGAUUCAAAUCAAAGUUGACGAACAAAUGGCAGAGCGGUGGAUUCAUUCCGUAUCCUCAGCCACGAGAAAAGAAACCCAAUAUAAUAUUGAUUUUAACUGAUGACCAAGACGUUGAACUUGGCAGUUUAAAUUUUAUGCCCAGAACUAUGAAGACUAUAAGAAGUGCUGGAGCAGAGUUUCGUCAUGCUUACACGACAACUCCUAUGUGUUGCCCUUCUAGGAGCUCUCUGUUAACUGGUGUCUACAUUCACAACCACAACGUGUACACCAACAAUGACAACUGCUCUUCACCGACGUGGCAGGCCAAACACGAGACAAACACAUUCGCUACGUACCUUUCAAAUGCUGGUUAUCGUACAGGAUAUUUCGGGAAGUAUUUGAACAAGUACAACGGGUCGUAUAUUCCACCUGGUUGGCGUGAAUGGGGAGGAUUGAUUAUGAACUCUAAAUAUUACAACUACAGUAUAAACAUGAAUGGCAAGAAGAUCAAGCACGGCGAUGACUACAAUAGGGAUUACUAUCCAGAUUUAAUAGCGAACGACUCUAUAGCGUUCCUUCGAGCCUCUAAAAGGAGGUUUGCAAGGAAACCUGUCCUACUAGUGAUGUCUUUUCCAGCACCACAUGGACCUGAAGACUCAGCUCCACAAUUCUCUCACCUUUUUUUCAAUGUAACCACCCACCACACUCCAACUUAUGACAUGGCACCGAAUCCUGACAAACAAUGGAUAUUACGCGUAACGGAAAAAAUGAAACCAAUUCACCGACAAUUUACAGAUUUGCUAAUGACCAAGAGAUUGCAGACACUACAGAGUGUAGAUAUGGCAGUUGAACGAGUGUACCAGGAACUCAAAGCUCUAGGGGAGUUAGAUAACACGUACCUAGUAUACACAUCAGAUCAUGGAUACCAUCUAGGUCAGUUCGGACUGGUUAAAGGCAAAAGCUUUCCUUUCGAGUUCGAUAUACGAGUACCGUUUCUUGUUCGCGGUCCUGGAGUUGAACCUGGCACUGUCGUAGAUGACAUAGUACUCAAUAUAGAUUUAGCGCCAACGUUUUUGGAUAUGGGAGGAGUGGAUCCUCCGGCACAUAUGGAUGGGAGGUCGUUGUUGCCUUUAUUGCAACCGAGGCGAAGGAGAGCAGCUACCGCUCAUUGGCCAGAUACUUUCCUUGUAGAAAGCUCAGGACGUCGAGAAACCCAAGCGCAUAUAGCACUGAAAUAUAGCCGGGAAAUGAACGAUAAAUCUACUACUGCACAGCCACAAGAAACUUCUUCGGAGAGUAGCGACUUUGAUGAUGAUUCUGACGAUGACUUUUUGGAGCUCGAUGAUGAUGAAGAUAACGAUAAUGAGAGUGUAGAAACUAAUGAGGGAACCAAUAAAUUGUCCGAGCCUCUUAUUUCCAAUGAGAGUCACAAUCCAAUAUUAGAAGCCAGUUUGGAAAAAGCUUUAGAUGCUGAAGAAUCUGGUACCAAUAAUUAUCUUAUGACAUCUGAAAUAGAUCCAACCAGUAUGAGUGGUAAAGCAGCGCGCUUAGCAGCUGAAUGUUCUAAAGCUGAACUUCGAGCACCGUGUUCUGUUGGACGGAAGUGGAAAUGUGUCCUUGUGAAUGGUAGAUGGAGAAAACAUAAAUGUAAAUAUGAGCCGGAUGCUAGUACCCAGCCAAAAAUGAGUACAAAGAAAUGUGCUUGUUUCACACCUAGCGGACUUGUUUAUACGAGGCUAGAAACAGAUGGUACAAUCGCUAGAAGACCUCUUGACAUUCAAAAGGAAAACGUCACAAGAAACAAAAGGUCAAUUAACAAUGAUGUUUUUGAACCUAAUACCGUAGAUACUAUUCUCGAAGAAAAUCCCAGUAUUGGGCACUUAAGUUUUAAAAACGAGCCCGUUGAUGAGUUAGAGAAGAGAAAUAUCGAGAACAAGAUCGACAAACUUAUAAAGGAAACCGAAGCAUUCCUUAAAGCCUAUGAACGUACCAAAGAAAGUAGAGAUCAUAAGAGAACUAAGAGGAGAGCUCAACAUUUUAAUCAUAAUAAACAUAAGCAUAGAAAUGAUCCAAUGUUAAACAAUAAUGAAUCAUCAUUAGAAUGUAAGAUAGAAAAAGAUGGACAAGUAAAUUGUUCACAAGUAAUUUAUAAUGAUUUGAAAGCGUGGCAUACGAAUAGAUUAAGCUUAGAAGACCAAAUAAGGGAGUUGAAAACGAAAUUAGAAGACUUAAAGGAAAUAAAGAGGCAUUUGAAAAUAAGUAAACCAGUGGUAGAAGUACAACCAAUAAGCCCAACAUAUACUAAUACUUUUAAUAAUAAGACUAUACAUCCUGAAACUAAUAGUAAAGAAAGCUUAAGGAAAACCCGAUUACACAGAGUAAAAACAAAACAUAGAAAUGGGACAUUUGAUAAGAAAUUCAGACAAUCCAACGAAUACAUUAUUCCAACAGCGAAUGCAAACGUAAAAGAUGACAUUUUUGAUGCACAGAUAAGAAAUGAAACGUCAACAGAAACAGUAAUGAAAUUCUUAAAUAUUUCCGAUAUAGCGAUCGCGACGAAUCAAACAUAUAUAUUGGAACUACCAAAGCCUCAAGAAACAACACCAUUAGAAAAUUUUAGCCAAAAUCCAACAGAAAAGCGAACAAGUACGACUAAUUUUGAAGGACCAAAAAGGCUAGACGCAUCAGAAUACGAGCAGAGAAACCCGAAUAAAGGGAACAAUAAUAAUGGAAUAUUCAGCAAUCCGCCAGAUGUAUUUCAAAGGAGACUCCAUCCUUUAUUUAUCGAGAAUGAAGAUAAGCACGUGUGUUAUUGUGAGGAAGACCGCAAAAUAAAACCAAUUACUAAUACUUAUUUGGAAGCCGCACAAAAAGCUAGAGAGGAACGAAGGAAAUUAAAGGAACAAAGGUUGAGAAAAAAGUUAAGGAAAGCAAAGAAGAAGGCUGAAUUAGAAAGAUUAUGUGAGUCAGAACGAAUGAACUGUUUUCGUCAUGAUAACGACCACUGGCACACCGCGCCGCUCUGGACCGCCGGGCCUUUCUGUUUCUGCAUGAGCUCCUCAAACAACACGUACAACUGCGUCAGGACUAUUAACGCCACUCACAAUCUACUUUACUGCGAAUUUGUUACUGGAUUGGUCACUUACUACAAUUUACGUAUUGAUCCAUUUGAAACACAGAACAGAGUUAAAUAUCUGACGACAUCUGAGAAAGAAUACUUUCAUAACCAAUUACAUCAGUUACUGAGUUGUCGAGGACCUUCGUGCAGACGAUUUUCACACUCAAAUUUAUCUCCAGGUAGUGAAGAAGACUUGAGCAGACGCUUUGAAGACGACCUUAUGAAUACAGGAAAACCAAUUGGUUACAGUGGAAGGCCAUGGCGAUGGAGCGGUUACGGGCGUAGAUACGCACGAGCGAGGGAAUUACACCGGCGCCGACAUGCGACGGCGUUC
Brenthis ino (lesser marbled fritillary) is the source of this 3882-nucleotide messenger RNA. NCBI's taxonomy places the organism in Eukaryota, Metazoa, Arthropoda, Insecta, Lepidoptera, Nymphalidae. The record is from the annotation of a GenBank genome assembly.